Molecule: messenger RNA, 270 nt
Organism: Linum trigynum
Lineage: Eukaryota; Viridiplantae; Streptophyta; Magnoliopsida; Malpighiales; Linaceae
Source: the annotation of a GenBank genome assembly
AUGUCUCAAGCAGACUCAGGCGUGACCCACACCUCCACCGAGAAGGGCGGAAGCGCGGCGCCUAGCGUAUUGGAUGUGCUUGAGAAGCACCUUUCACCUGACCCGUUGCGAAAUCAAGAUCAACGGGGGCCUAGAUCCCACAAAGAGGCGCCUAAACAAACAAAAUCGGCCCCCUCGUCUUCCGCGCCCACCGGCGAGGAGGCGCAUAUAGUGGCGGCGGCCUCCAUAGCUCCCACUGCUACCACUCCAGCGCCCUCCACGACUAACUAG